Fraxinus pennsylvanica is the source of this 873-nucleotide messenger RNA. The record is from the annotation of a GenBank genome assembly. Lineage: Eukaryota; Viridiplantae; Streptophyta; Magnoliopsida; Lamiales; Oleaceae.
AUGGCCUCUAGGUUCAGGAUUUGGACAGGAAACGGGGCAUUAGUUUCUAUAAACCAAUUGGAAUACCUGGUGGAUUAUUUAACCUUGGUCACUACUGCCAAAACUAGUGAAAAGCCUUUACAAGGUUUUGUUCUUGUAGCCAGGGAAAUGUUCAAAUCGGAGCCAGGACAUAGUUGCUACUCUAAAUCUGACUCCAUGCCAGCUCUCGUGACUCCUGUGGAUUAUACAUUAGUUUGGUGUUCAGAUGAUGGUGGAGAUGAAAAUUUUGAUACAUGUGGUUACUUCUGGCCAGAGAAGCCACAGUUAGAGGAAAUCAAAUGUGUCUGUGCUGACCUAACAGAUAAAUGUGAACCUUAUCGCCUGACAGUCAACACCCACUCUACUUUUUUAAAAGUACCACUCAAAGUUUGGAGUACAAGAUCUCUUCAUCGAGGAAUGCGUGGUAGAGGUGUCUCAGUAGGUAGUUUCUUUUGCAGUGGCCACUGGAUCCCAGGAGAGGAGCUGGAUAUUGCAUGCUUGAAGAACUUAGACAAUACACUACAGGCAAUGCCAAAUCUUGAUCAAAUUCAUGCACUAAUCAGGCUCUACGGACUUAUUGUCUUCUUCCAUCCUGAUGAGGCCUAUUUGCCAUCUUCUGUUUCAUGGUUCUUCAAAAAUGGGGCAUUAUUGUUCAGAAAUGGUGAUUCAUUCGGCGUGGCCAUUGAUAGCGAAGGUUCCAAUCUGCCUAGGGGAGGGACAAAUGACGGGGAGUAUUGGAUACAUUUGCCAACUGAUGGUCGCAAGGAGAGCGUUAAACAUUUUAAUCUGUUUCAGCGUUUUUGGGUGAGUAGGAUUGCUCUUGUCCGAUUAUGGAUUAUCAAGCCAAUUGCUUGA